This is a messenger RNA of Ostrea edulis (European flat oyster), 2736 nucleotides long. RefSeq lists its product as uncharacterized. Bases 174 to 1436 code for a protein of 420 amino acids. NCBI's taxonomy places the organism in Eukaryota, Metazoa, Mollusca, Bivalvia, Ostreida, Ostreidae. The record is from RefSeq and is a predicted model, not a curated record. The transcript has 4 exons.
CAGUGAGUUAUCGUUCUUUGUUCAGGAAACCAAGAACCACUCAACCACGGAUUUGCUUAUUAUUGUUUCUUUGUUGUCAUAGUCACUGACCGGAACCAUUAUGGCCGUGUAUACACGUGUUUUUACAUGUAUCCUAAUUGCAACACUUGAUCGAAAGCCCUACAUGUAAUAAGAUGCCAAAAUCCAAAAAGUCGGUUUUGCCUAUGCAGAAUAAGCAGAAAGGCGCAAAAGGACCACCAGCUUUCUUACCUGGCGGAAUACAGCUUAAUCCCCGUAGCUUCCCCCUCAGCCCAUGGACAGUUGUAGGAUCGCUUUGUCUGUGGAUGUUUAUAGGAUUGGCUGCCUUUAAGACUUUUCUUUAUUUUGGCACUUACCGUUCACUCGAUUCCGACUUGGCAGGUUCCUGCGAUGUUCAUCUUAAAAGUUCUUUAGAAGAGAAUAUGAAAAUCGCCGAAAACUACUCAAGUGGAGACUCAGGGCCGUACAUAAAGAGGAUAGGAUCUCAGAUGUAUGGUGAAACGUUUGCUGGUACCCCAUCCCCACGAGAACUACCUACUGUUCCUCCACUGGUCACAGCGAUAUCGUCUGGCGAUUUCUUCCAAGUUCAGGGUCUCAUCCGGGACAUCGAGGAUGUCAACAAGAGCGGAAAGUUUUUACUCAAACUCAUCAUCUAUGAUAUAGGGAUGUACAACAGUGAAAAACUACUAAUGAAAAAGCAUUGCAACUGUGACAUCAGAUCAUUUGAUGUCGGACAUUACCCAGAUCACGUUGCCAUUUACUCGAACAAAGCCUAUCAACCUAUAAUAAUGCAGAUCAUCCUAGAGGAAUUUGGAUCGGUAAUGUGGAUCGAUCCUUCAGUAAAACUCAAAGAAGCUCGAGACCUGGGCAUGCUCAGAUACAGAGGAUCACAUGAUUUCUUUUUGUGGGAAGAAGAAGUUUUCAAUUCUGUUACCGCUUACACACACCCAAAGAUGUUCGAGUUUUUUGGCGAAAAACGAUGCACAUUUGCGGAGUCCGGGAUGGUGGACACCAGUAGUAUAGUUCUGUACAGAACUAACCUGACAUGGUAUGGUAUAAUGAAACCAUGGCUGAAGUGUGCUCUCACAUCAUAUUGCAUAUCUCCCAAAGGUGCUAAGAAUUCGGAGUGUUUUCAUUGGGAACGACCAAAAAUGACUGGGUGCCACUGGUUUGCACAGUCAGCUUUCAGUAUAAUCAUUAAUAGGGUUUUCCAAUUUUCCUCUCAUAUAGACAAGUUAUCAAUCCCUCGUUUCACCACAAAAGAAGAGGUGGAAACUGUUUAUCAUUUCCCUGAGCAGCCAUGGACUUAUGGCGAGAUGAUUUUUGUGCUUAUUCUUCCAACAAUGGUCUGUGGUGCUCUGUUUUACAUGUACCAACGACGGUCCCGAGCUCAGAAGAAUCAAUACUUGAGGAGAUGAUCACUCCAUUAUACGAAUCAGAAGACUGAUGUGGAGUUUCUGAAAAGUUGGUCGUAUGAAAGAAGGUUAUGAGUGAGAAAAGGAAUUCCUUUGUAGAUGUACCAUGGAAACAUGGCGAGAAACGAACAUUGAUAUAUGAUUACAUUACAAAAUGUUGAGCUGCAGGUGUGUGUAUUAAUGUGUUUGCCUGGGUGUGUAAAUAUAAACAUCUUUAUUCUGCAAUAGUCUGCAGGUUAAAACUUGUACAGGGUAGUUAUUUAUAAUAUUCAUCAUAUUUCAAAUGAUCUCAUUGAAGGACAUCCAUGAAUGUAUUGAUACGAUUGUUUGUGCAUAUCUAUAUUUUGUGAUAUUCUGAGCAUUUGAUAUUCUCUUGUGGUAAUAGCACAAAUAUAUCAAUAGCUAGUGGUACAGGUAACUUGAAUAUCGAUAAAAGGAUUCUGAAUUUGCUAGAUGUAUGUACUCCCCCUGUACCUUUUGUCGUUCUGCGGUGGCCUAGUGGUUAGGGCGCUUGCUAGAUUCAUGUACUCCCCCUGUACCUUUUGUCGUUAUGCAGUGGGCAGUGGCCUAGUGGUCCCCAUGUACCUUUUGUCGUUAUGCGGUGGCCUAGUGGUCCCCCUGUACCUUUUGUCGUUCUGCGGUGGCCUAGUGGUCCAACUGUACCUUUUGUCGUUAUGCGGUGGCCUAGUGGUCCCCCUGUACCUUUUGUCGUUCUGCGGUGGUCUAUUGGCCCCCUGUACCUUUUGUCGUUCUGCGGUGGCCUAGUGGUCCCGCUGUACCUUUUGUCGUUCUGCGGUAGCCUAGUGUUUAGGGCGCUUGUGUUCGCUUCUCGAUCCCGGCACCGCAUGGAAACUAUGACAAUUAACAUAGACAGUGACUAUUCCUCCAUCAAGCGCCCGGUAUUAGAAGUAAAAGUCACGGGUCUUCCGGAUAAGACCUAAAAAAAAAACGGAGGUUAAGUGUCAUGGUAGGCGUCAUCGCGAUAAAGAAUACUCAUUGCUACGACCAUAAGCGACUCUAUAUGAGUGAACAUAUUAUCGAAUAGCACAGAAAACAACAUAUAAACAAAGAAAUUAUAUUUAACGAUUGCCUUUAUCUAAAAUAAAAAUCUCUCGACACUACUUAAUGAAUAUUACAACUAAUCAACACACUUUGUUCUAAUCCUGUAACAGCUAUGUCGGAGUACAUACGUCGAUUACGUAAAUGUCCUCUUAGAUGCAAUAUAAAACUCAAAUGACAAUCUUUAAUUUUUACAUGUAUGAAUUGUGCAUUGUUAUUCUUAUAAUAAAAAAGUAAACAAACC